GUCGGUCUGCUGAGACUGGGGCGGACUCAGAGAAAAACCGUUUCCGGGUUUUUCUUCCUGGGCUGGGACAGAAGCGAAAGCCGCCCGACUCCGGUUGACUUAACUGUCUCUCAAAGUUGCACACAGGUUUCUCAGACGUGCCAUAAAGAGUAACAAUGUCGCAGUCCGGAGAAAAAGCCAAGAUAUGUGUGCUUUUUAUGACUUGCAGUUCCCAGACGCAGCAGGUUAUGUCGGAUUUGCAAACCUCCCAAACCAAGUGCAUCGAAAGUCAGUGAAAAAGGGGUUUGAGUUCACCCUCAUGGUUGUCGGGGAGUCUGGUUUGGGCAAAUCAACACUGAUAAACAGCCUGUUUCUCACUGACCUCUACCCUGAGCGUUACAUCCCCGGAGCCGCAGAAAAGAUCGAGAGGACUGUACAAAUUGAGGCGUCCACUGUAGAAAUUGAAGAGAGAGGGGUGAAACUUCGUCUCACAGUGGUCGACACCCCUGGAUAUGGCGAUGCCAUCAACAGCCAGGACUGCUUCAAGACGAUCAUCCAGUAUAUUGAUAAUCAGUUUGAACGAUACCUCCAUGAUGAAAGUGGACUCAACAGAAGGCACAUUGUGGACAACAGGGUGCACUGCUGCUUUUAUUUCAUUUCUCCAUUUGGACAUGGUCUUAAGCCCCUGGAUGUGGAGUUUAUGAAGGCCAUCCACAGCAAAGUCAACAUAGUCCCUGUCAUUGCAAAGGCUGACACACUGACACUGAAGGAGAGGGAUCGUCUGAAGAGAAGGUGCCGCAUCCACCUCACUGUCUUAGUUCGCUUUAAGUUAAGCAAAAGUCUGGCUUUAACCCCGCAGGUGCUGGAUGAGAUUGCCGAGCACGGGAUCAAGAUUUAUCAGCUCCCCGAUGCCGACUCUGACGAGGAUGAGGAGUUCAAAGAGCAGACCAGAGUCCUGAAGGCGAGCAUCCCCUUUGCUGUGAUUGGGUCCAACCAGCUGAUUGAGGUGAAGGGGAAGAAGAUUCGAGGUCGCCUUUAUCCCUGGGGAGUGGUGGAGGUUGAGAAUCCCGAGCACAAUGACUUCCUUAAACUGCGCACCAUGCUUGUGACCCACAUGCAAGACCUCCAGGAAGUAACUCAGGAUCUGCAUUAUGAGAACUUCCGCUCUGAGAGGCUGAAACGGGCGGGCAGCGCUGUGGACGAGGAUGAGGUAGACAAGGACCAGAUCCUGCGGCAGAAAGAAAUGGAGCUGAGGCGCAUGCAGGAGAUGAUCGCCCAGAUGCAGGCACAGAUGAAGAUGAAAUCAGACGAGUGAAAGCGUUCCAGCCCAAGGAAAGCGUGCUGAUCUUAAUCCUUACACACAUACACACACACGCACGCACACACUCACACAUGGUCGUCCAACCCUUCCUGCCACCAUCCUUCAGUCACACUAGAAGAUCAGGUUUCCGGACCACAUCAUCUGCAUCACUUCCUCCUUUUCUUUCCCUCCAGACCACUCCAUCCAUCAGCUGUCUGGAGCUUCUCAUAGUUUUUGUAUUUGUUGUUUUCCUGUUCUACAUUUUCACUAACAGUUCAAUCAAUGGAAAACACUAGUUUGUACUAGCUUUGACAUUUAUCCGCUUUUUGGCCUUUGACUUUUAUACUGUCGCACACACAAUUGCCAGAGACAACGGUACUAAGAGGCAUUGCCUUCCCACUCAUGUUUACAAAAAUAAUAGGUGAGUUGGGAGCUUUUUGCAAGUUCUGGAAUCAGGAAGCAUCUGUUUCCAUUUGUUUUUCUGUCAGGUUUUUGUUUUGUUUUUUUUCUACCAUGUUUUUACUCCAAAAGCACCAGCUUCUGAUCUGUGGACGGCCUCAGCUCGUCAGCUUCUGUUUGCCUCAGGCUGAGCACGGAAAACAGUGUCCAGAACAAAGAAAGUUGUUUUGUUUUUUUCUGUGUGAAUGCUGAUUAACUUCCAAUUUUGCUGCCAACAUUGAAAUCUAAUCCCUCUCUAUUAAGCAGGAAACAACCAGACUUUAUAAUGUUUUAGUAUUUAUCUAGAUUUAAUCUUCUUGUCUGUGCCAAACUGCAGGCUGUAAACUAAUGAAAUGCAUCACUUACGGUAUGUGUGUAUGUCCAUGUUUUCCUCCGUUAUGUCAUAUAAUGUGUCAAAUGGCCUGUUUGUACACUACAAGUCAAGUUUCUUAACAUACUGUGCUCAUGCCUUCCCCAUUAAUAAUCACACAUUGCACAAUUUUACUGGUCAUUUCACUCCCUCCAGCUCUCCGUGAGCAGCAGAGUAGAAACCCCAAAUUCUCUCCAGCAUUGCUGUGAACUGCACUGUCACUGAUGUGCCAUUGGCAUUAUUUUUGUUUUUUGUUUCUUUUGCUUGAGUAAACAGAAUAUUUCUUAACCUUGUCAGUGGUGUUGUUUCUUUUGUGUUUCUCUGAAAUAAAAUGUACGAAAACCAAA
This is a messenger RNA of Menidia menidia (Atlantic silverside), 2434 nucleotides long. The record is from the annotation of a GenBank genome assembly. Lineage: Eukaryota; Metazoa; Chordata; Actinopteri; Atheriniformes; Atherinopsidae.